Molecule: messenger RNA, 1630 nt
Organism: Pieris napi
Lineage: Eukaryota; Metazoa; Arthropoda; Insecta; Lepidoptera; Pieridae
Product: meiosis-specific nuclear structural protein 1-like
Exons: 9
Coding region: 137-1615 (492 amino acids)
Biological process (GO): cilium organization
Cellular component (GO): motile cilium
Source: RefSeq, a predicted model, not a curated record
GACACAACGUUGACUUCCUAGUUCCUUCGAACGUCGAUUUGUUUUUGUUUUUAAUAACAAUCUCACGGAUUUUUAAAUUAUCUUUACGUAAAGCAAACUUGUUUUCUAUUUUUUGUCUAAACUUCAUAUUUAAAUCAUGGAACCAAAAACAGAAUUGCAGAAAAAUGCAAUUGCUGAAGCACGUCGUAAAGAAUUGGAAACAUAUCAACGAGCUUUAGACAUUCAAUGGCUAAACAGUCGAAUGGAAGACGGUAGAAUGGGCCGAUGUCUGGCCCUAAUCCAGCGAGAGGCUGAAAUGGAGAAAGACUUUCAGGAGAGAACAGAUCAUGCUGCAAUAGUAAAUGCAAAAGCCACACGCGAGGCAAACUUAGGUAUAGAGAUAGCAAAGGUUCGGCGGGAGGAAGCAUGUGAGCUACUUCGCCGGCAUUACUUACGUGAUAAAGAUCCGAGUCUCCGAGAGCUUAUGAAGAAGCUGCAAGCUGGAUAUGUGUGUAGAGACUUACAGCAACAGAUUUUGCACAAUGAAUAUAAAAGAUUACAAGAAAAGUCUGAACAAAAUGUGGCAAAUAAGAUUCUUCAAAAUUGUCUCUACAAUGACCAAGAGGCUAAAGAGAAAGAAGAAAAAGAUAAAGCAGAGAAGGAAAGAAAAUACCGUUUAGAAUUGCAACAACAAUUGGUGAACAAACACCUACAAAAGCAGUGUCUCUAUGAAGAAUCUCUUAUUGAAAAGAAGAUGCUAGAGGAUAUCGAACGAACAAUAGCUGAUGAAGAUCAGAGAGAGCUACAACAAAAACGAGAACAAAUGGAGAAAUGUCGUAAUGAAAUGGUAACAUUCAAAAAAGCACGGGAUGCUUGGAAGGAGAAGCAGAAAGUAAUGGUGAUAAAUGAGGAAAGACAGAUUGAGGAGCAAUUGAAGGCUGUUUCUGACAGGAGUUCGGCCAUAGUUGCUGAAAGGGAAAGAAAAGUUCGAGAAAAAGAGGCAAUCAAUGAGAGAAUUACGGCUAAAAUAUUAGCUGAUGAGGCUGAACAGCAAAAAAGAGAAAAUAUCAUCAAAAUGCUCCAAGAACAAGAGCAUUUAGAGAAGAAUGUAGAAGACGAUGCAAGAGAAAGAGACAAAGCAGAAAGAACAAAAAGAGACACUAGGGAAUCCCUCAUGUCUCAAAUGGAGAACAGAAAGAGAUUAUCUAAAGAAGAGAAAGAGAAGGAGCUAGUUAUUAGGAGACAGAAUGAAGCAAAGAUGGCUGCUGACGAGGAAAAAGAGAGAGAGAAAGAACGCAAGAAGAGGGAGAAGAGCGAACAGUAUAGUAGAGAUCUCCGCAAACAGAUAGAAGCAAAUUCCAGAAGGAGACAGAUGGAGAAUGAAGGAGAAGAGAACAGAGCUAAAUAUGUUUGGGAGUGUGAUGCAUCUUGGCGAAAAGAAGUAGCAGAAGAACGCAAGAAGAUAAUCAAAGAACACGUUCCCAGAGUGUUGGGCUUUCUUCAAGCGGGAGUUCUCAAAGACGAAGACGUACCUCACAUACGGGAGGUGACGGAUUUUACUAUAGAUGUUACAUCAAAGAAGCUGCAAAGAAAACCCAAAUGCAACGCUCAGUGUAGAAUUAUUAGAGAAUAUUAAAUUUUGUGACAUUGU